This is a messenger RNA of Thyridium curvatum, 1554 nucleotides long. RefSeq lists its product as uncharacterized. NCBI's taxonomy places the organism in Eukaryota, Fungi, Ascomycota, Sordariomycetes, Thyridiales, Thyridiaceae. The record is from RefSeq and is a predicted model, not a curated record. The transcript is spliced from 9 exons. The coding region runs from base 1 to 1554 and encodes 517 amino acids.
AUGUCUCAGCGGAAGCUCGUGCUUGAUGUUCUCACUGCCGAUGCAAAAGCUAUCAGCGCUCUCCUCGGCAAUGGGACUCUUAACAGCGUGCAACUUGUGCAGGCAUAUAUGGAUCAGAUAGAGAAGCAAGACGGCUACCUCCAUGCCAUCAUCUCUACCCCGACGAGGGAAGACUUGAGCGCAAUCGCCCAAAGCCUCGAUGAAGAACGCGCACAGGGAAAGUUGCGAGGUCCUCUUCACGGUCUUCCUAUCAUUGUCAAGGAGCUUUUGAAGGAUAAUAUUGACACAUCCCCAAGCCUUGGGAUGAGGACCACAGCUGGCAGUCUUGCCCUCUGGAACUCCAAGCCACGAGACAACGCCCCCGUCAUCACCAAGACCUUUGCCCAACAGGAAUUGUCCAACUUCAAAGGCCAGGACCUACCCAGCGGUUGGUCGGCUGUCAGAGGACAGACUCAGUCACCAUUUGUCCAUGGAGGAGCCCAGCCAGGUGACUCGAAAGAUGGCCAUAGUAUGCCUUCAGGCUCGUCUUCCGGAUCCGCUGCAGCCGUAGCUGCCGGCUACGCACCUCUGUCGCUUGGAACCGAAACCAACGGCUCCCUCGUGUGGCCAGCGAGCCGAUGCUGUCUGUACUCCAUCAAGCCGACAGUGGGCUUGAUCUCUCAGCGAGGUAUCGUCCCGGUAUCACACACGUGUGACUCGGCAGGUCCCAUAGCCAAGAGCCCGUUUGACCUAGCACUCCUGCUCGACAUUAUCCUGGAUACUCCGCCAUCUACCAGCCUCACCAAAAGCCUGACGUCUUCCUGGUCAGAUAUUUCUGUGGGAUUUCUCGACUACCGACAGUGGUGGCAUACCAGCAACUUUCUUAUGCCUGUCGACGAAGCCACCAAGCAGAUGUAUGAUAGCUUCCAGAAGGCCCAUGAUCAGAUCAAAAGUUCUGCCAAACUUGUCGUGGAGAACUUGCCCCUCGUUUCCCCUGACGACUUCAAGCUGCACGGCCGAGACAGCUUGCUGACAGUCUUGCUAUCGGACUUCUCCCAUGAUUUCGAGCAGUAUCUGGCCGGACUGUCUUUCGCUCCCAUCAAAGACUUCAAGGCCCUCCAGAACUUUUCACCGGACAACGCAGCUGGGGAAGACGACAUGCCGCGAGUGGACCUACCGCCAAUUUGGGUUGUACCCCGUUUAGAUCAUAACCAGAAGCGAGUUGACGAUGCUGCGUCCCUAGUGCUCUCUGCAGAGGAAUAUGCCGCCCACCUCCAGAAUGCCAGGACACUCUCCAGAACCGAUGGAAUCGACAGGAUGCUCCAAGACUACGGCAUAGAUGUCAUCAUCGGACCAGCCGAUAGUCAGAUGACCAAGAUUGCUGCUGCCGCCGUACACUCAGGAUAUCCUGUUGCUUCACUGCCUCUGGGGUUUAUUGACUACAACGGGAGAGGGUUUGGAAUGUUGGCAAUGGCUGGCGCAAACCAAGAGGCGAAACUGUUCGAGGUCAUGAGUGCUUGGGAUUCCACUUUCUCUGCCGUGGGGCCACCUCCUCUUCUUAUCAAGGAGGAGUAA